UGCACUGUGUCCCUCGGACACAGAGGAUCACGGAAAGAGCCGAAGAUGUCGGCUUGGUCAUGUGAUCAGCUGUGGCACUGAUGAUCAGUGUGCCCUGAUGAUCAGUGUGGCCCCAGAAGUGCCACCUGUCAGUGUCCAUCAGUGCCAGCAGUCAGUGCUCAUCAGUGCCAUGUGCCAGUGCCCAUCAGUGCCACAUCAAUGCCACAUAUCAGUGCAUACCAGUGCACAUCAAUGUCACAUAUCAGUGCCCAUCUGAGCUGCCUUUCAAUGUCACCCAUCAGUGCCACCUACCAAUGCCAAUCAGUGCCACCUAUCAGUGCUGCCAAUCAGUGCCACCUAUCAGUGCCAGUCAGUGUCGCCUAUCAGUGCGCAUAAAUGCCGCCUAUCAG
This is a messenger RNA of Staurois parvus, 389 nucleotides long. The record is from the annotation of a GenBank genome assembly. Lineage: Eukaryota; Metazoa; Chordata; Amphibia; Anura; Ranidae.